Molecule: messenger RNA, 2736 nt
Organism: Lodderomyces parapsilosis
Lineage: Eukaryota; Fungi; Ascomycota; Pichiomycetes; Serinales; Debaryomycetaceae
Gene: NSP1
Product: FG-nucleoporin
Exons: 1
Coding region: 1-2736 (911 amino acids)
Biological process (GO): protein import into nucleus; RNA export from nucleus
Cellular component (GO): nuclear pore central transport channel; nuclear pore
Molecular function (GO): structural constituent of nuclear pore; phospholipid binding
Source: RefSeq, a predicted model, not a curated record
AUGUUUGGAAACAACAACUCAUCCAACACUCAAGGUAAUGCUUUUGGUGGAAACGCCAACAAUAACAACAAUGCAUCGCAGAACACCACGUUUAGUUUUGGGUCGAGCAAUACAAAUCCAACAACGAAUGCAUUCGGACAGAAUGCCAAACCCAGUGGAGGAUUUUCCUUCGGUGCAGGUUCCAACAAUCAACAAUCACAACCAUCUUCAAGUCUUUUUGGUGCUCCCAAAACUACAGGGUUUGGAUCUGCUUUUGGAGCAAAUACUGACGCAAACAAGAGCCAAACGACUUCUAAUCAAGCCUCGACUUUUGGGCAGACGGGAUCUAAUGCAAAUGCUACAAGUGCAGGUGGAUUCACUUUUGGCAAAAAAGAUGAGUCUCCUGCAGCCACAUCAAACACAGGCGGAGCCAGCAAUACUGGAGGGAUAUUCGGUGUAAGCAAUUCGGGCCAUUCAAUUGCGCCACAACAACAGCAACAACAAACUACAUCGGGCUUUGGAUCCUUUACUAAUCCACAACUGUCUACGCCAUCGAAUACUUUUGGUGGAGUAUUUGGGCAAAAAAAGGACGACAGCCAGGAAAAGAAACCUGCUUUUGGAUUCGGGACCUCUAACUCCUCUCUGAAUGUUUUUGGGCCAACUCAAACCGGAUCCGGUGCUGGCGGAGCUUUUUCAGUGGGUGAAAAGAAAGAAACACCUACGGCUCCAACAAAUCUCUUUGAUGCAAAGAAAGAUGAAUCCUCACGUGCAGCUCCGACUUCUACAAGCACUAGCGAUUUUCAAUUCCCAGGUCUGCAACAGCCUAAAGCUAGCUCUCCUUUCGGUACUGCUGCAAACAAUGAAGCAGAAAAAAUGUCACAAUCGCCAAUGUCGAUUGGGGGAACUGCUUCACCCAAGCCUGGUAGUACGUUGUUUGGAUUUGGAGCUAAGAAGGGUGACACUACUGAGAAACCAAUGAGUGGUGCAAGCUUUCUGUUCGGUAAAAAAGACGAAGUGAAGGACAAGCCAGCAUCAGGGUCGUUAUUUGGUACUAGUGGUGGCAAACCUGCUGCCGGUGGUUUCUCUUUCGGUGCUAAGAAAACUGAUGAGCCCGCCAAGAAGGAUGAGAAACCAACUGGAGGGUUCUCUUUCGGAGCCAACAAAGACGAUGGUAAGGACAAACAAACUGGAGGGUUCUCCUUUGGCGCUAAGAAAGAUGAAGAUAAGGACAAACCAGCUGGAGGGUUCUCUUUCGGAGCCAACAAAGACGAUGGUAAGGACAAACAAACUGGAGGGUUCUCCUUUGGCGCUAAGAAAGAUGAAGAUAAGGACAAACCAGCUGGAGGGUUCUCUUUCGGAGCCAACAAAGACGAUGGUAAGGACAAACAAACUGGAGGGUUCUCUUUUGGCGCCAAGAAGGAUGAAGAUAAGGACAAACCAGCUGGAGGGUUCUCUUUUGGAACUAAGAAAGAUGAAGAUAAGGACAAAUCAGCUGGAGGGUUCUCCUUUGGCGCUAAGAAGGAUGAAGAUAAGGACAAACCAGCUGGAGGGUUCUCUUUCGGAGCUAAGAAGGAUGAAGAUAAGGACAAACAAACCGGUGGAUUCUCAUUUGGCGCUAAGAAGGAUGAAGAUAAGGACAAACCAGCUGGAGGGUUCUCUUUCGGAGCUAAGAAGGAUGAAGAUAAGGACAAACAAACCGGUGGAUUCUCAUUUGGCGCUAAGAAGGAUGAAGAUAAGGACAAACCAGCUGGAGGGUUCUCUUUCGGAGCUAAGAAAGAUGAAGAUAAGGACAAACAAACCGGUGGAUUCUCAUUUGGUGCAAAAAAAGAUGAAGGUGAGACCAAAAAGGAAAUAGAUGCCGCUAAGAUUGCUCCCCCAUCAUCUUCAACAACAACAUCAACUUCUGAUACAUCUCAGCCCAAUUUGAAACCCACCAAGAUUCAACCAAUCCCGGUAUCAAUCGAUAACAAAAAUUUGGACGAUUUAAUCUUAAAGUGGUCAAAACAAUUGAGCUCCACUGCAAAGUUGUUCCACACGUACACAGACAAGGUUAAGACAUGGGACUUGAAAUUAGUUGAAAGUGGUGACGCAAUUACCAAAUUGAAUCAGGAAUCAAUUGAAGUGCAAGCGUUGGAGUCCAAGAUUGAUCAACAAUUACGUUUUGUUGAAAAUCAACAAGAUGAGUUGGAGAAAGUCUUGGACAAUUACGAGCAACAAACGGAUAUCUUGUUGAGCAACAUAGAGGUAAACAAUAACUCCGGUGCGAUAUCAAGUGGUAAUGUUCCUGCAAUCACAGGAGGCGCUAAUACAAGUACACAUACUGCUGGUGUUAGUGCGUCAAGUUCAGCGUUGACCACACGUGAUGAUACACAACACCAACAACAGCAAUUGCAGCCCCUUGUUCCAACCAGUGUCAGCUUGACUGAUAAAUUACGUGAGAAAGCAUACUACAAUGCCGAACUUUUGGAUGAGAGAUUAGAUACAUUGGGUGAAAACUUGAACACUUUAAUAACAGAGGUCAACUCGAUAGGAAACAUUUUUAACAAGAGUUUGGCCAAGAACCUCACAAUUUCUGAUGCCAAAAACAACAAAGAAGGGAAAGCUGGUGGUGAUAGCAAGGAUCAAGAUAAGAAUAGUGACGGUUAUGACAGAUCGAUUGAAGAAAUCAUUCAAUUGUUGAAUCUUCAUUUAGAAAACUUGAAAUUCAUUGAGAAUGCUGAAGCGGUGUUGAAAAAGAAGCUUGCAAAAGUUAAGUAG